CGUGCCAAGCGCAAAUGCCUCAACAAACCGUGUGAGCUCCGCAAAAUUGCAUCAAUUUAUAUCUGCAGUUUACUGCUAUUAAUAACAAUAAACUUCCUUGGAAAAUGGCCGACCUGGAGGAACUCAACCGCUGUCGGUUGUGCUCAUCGCAAAACAACCUGACCGACGUGUUCGGUACGGCGCCCAACGACGAACUGUUCCGGAUGAUUUAUGCGUGCACCUCGAUUCGGAUCACCUACGAGAAGGAUUUCCCCUGUGCGGUGUGCAGCAGCUGUAUCCGGAUCGUGAAUCAAUUCUACGCCUACCGGAAGAAGUGUUUGGAUCACGAUCGGCAGCUAAAACGGAUUCGAGGCGAAACGGACGAUGAUGAGGAUGACGGCGGCGAUGAGCUGAUGGACGACCCGUUGAAGACGAAUUCCAGUAAACGAAAGAUGCUCAGGAAAGCUCGUGAUCGGCAGUUUUACACAGAGGUCCGGAAGCACAUCCAGAGCUUCCUGAAAACGCAAGUCAAGGAAGUCGAGCGAAAGGCACUGGAGAAGGUCGAUGAAGCACUGAAGAAACGCAAGGGUAAAGGUGCUCCCGAAGACGUCCUGCUGCAGAUGACGGUGGAACCGACAGACGAGAUCGCCGAGGCACUUGAGUAUGAAGUUUUGAAUGAAGACGAGUCGGAUGAAUUCUCCCAGCAAGAGGAUAAGCAGGAUGAGAACGGAAUGAAUUACAAGCUGGAACUGGAAAGCGUUUACUUCGAAUCGUCGGAUCAAGAAGAUUUGGCAGAUAGUAGUUUUGCGGGUUUCGACGAACAGACGGAAUUGAAUGGAUCGCAGCGUUCUCCAGCGGGGGCAACGGCGGUUAGUAGAGGUGCUAGCAGAAAGAAGAGGAAACUGUCCUGCGAUGCCACAGCUGCUGAUGUAUCGAACCAAUCAAAGACGCUGGAAAAGCAGCUAACAGAGGCUCAGAAGAAAAUUGACACACUGAUGCAGCUCAACUUCGAUCUGGAACUCAAACGAUUGAGACUGGAGAAUGCUGGCGCUGCAGGAGUCGUUUCGACCCGCUUCACCGCCGAGGAGGACAUAAUGAUAAGCGUGCGCGAGUUGGAGGAAAUUAACGAACGAUCAUCGUCGGACAGCGUCUUCGUCGGGAUUCUCAUAACCCGGUUGGUCGAUCCGGAGAACCUGAAAAAUAUGAGCGUCACCGGUCAUGCGUCGCCUCGGUUUGCCAAGCUGAAGAAACCGGACGGUUCACCGCUCUAUCCGCCCACGGAGAAGAUCGAUCCGCGAAUUUUCGAUUUUAUUUGCAACAAGGUGGCUGAACGGACAGCAAUGAGAAUCGGACCGGACGACAUCCACACCAUCCGGAAGAACUCGGACGAGAGGAUCAUCAAACGAUUCAUAGCGCAGAAGAUUUCCAACCUGAAGAAAGCGGACAUUGCCAAGCGGUUCCGUGUGGAAGGCGAACCAGCAUGGACAGGAGAUACGGAGUAAUUCCUACAAUCAUUUUAUCCCUCAAAUACUAAUAUUACAUGUACCUAUUAAAGCA
Messenger RNA from Ochlerotatus camptorhynchus, 1536 nucleotides. RefSeq lists its product as uncharacterized. The coding region runs from base 105 to 1481 and encodes 458 amino acids. The transcript has 5 exons. The record is from RefSeq and is a predicted model, not a curated record. Lineage: Eukaryota; Metazoa; Arthropoda; Insecta; Diptera; Culicidae. Gene Ontology annotation, molecular function: zinc ion binding; DNA binding. Gene Ontology annotation, cellular component: nucleus.